ACAAUGUGUGCGGACAGCGCUGGAAUGUGUUCGCUGCGGAGCGUGCGGGACAGGGAGGAAUGCCUUGACCACACCCCCUCCGUUCGCACGGCCAAUAAGGGAGCAGAGACGGUUUUAAGGCGCCCGCGGAGUCCCAACUGUAGAAAAACAAAACCUCGGAUAACAACAAAACCCAUAUUCUACAACUGAAUAUGUACGGAAAUCCAUUUUCCUUUGUCGAAAUCUGAGCUCGAGGCUGAUUUUCGGUGUUUUUCGUCGCUGUGUCCGGCUUUUCGGGCGAUGUUGUUUAUCUGUAGUAAGGGGAGGCUUGAAACCGCUCUCCCUUGCCCCAUUUCCUCGGUUGUUUUCCUUCUCUCGCCUGGAUUCUCCAUGUUGUUGGUGCAAAAGUGAGGACUUCUCUGCGACGGGAGAGGGGGGUGCUCGGCGAUAUUAUCAGCAAUAGUAGCGGUAAUCCCGCGACCACAGAGCGGACUGAGUCUCAAUUAGCCUCCUGAAAAACAUAUCCAAGUGCCUUGCCCCCUCCCAGGCGGACCUGCGAGAGAAGAAGAAGAAGGAGAAGCGGUGGCAGAAUAAAGAAACUCAGGAAGAAGAUAAAUCCUUCUCCCACCGAGGUUUGUAACUGAGGCGGACGACAAGGUACCUCGGUGAAUAAUUGAGUCGACUUGUCAACAGAACCCAAUGAGGGAUGCCCAUCAGUGCUCGGGGACAGGAUUUGAGGAUUUUGAGGGCUCCGUGAUUGUCAGAUGGAAAGUUCUGUUAUCACCCAAGUGCAGAAAGAAGACGUUCAAGUGUCACCGAAAACAGGACAGGUGAGCCGGGCUGCUCUGAAACAACCUCAAAGUUGUAACCUCUUCAAAGCACUCUUCUGUUGCCUCCAAGCUCAGGAUGGCCCCAAGCCACUGCCACCGCUACCACCACCUUCCCAGCAGGCCUUGCUGGAGUCGCAGGAAAAUGGGAUGGUUGUCAAGUCUGAACCCAGCCUCCUGCCUGAGGUGAAAGCCCACGACCAAGGCAAGAUAUGCAUGGUCAUAGAUCUGGAUGAGACCCUGGUGCACAGUUCAUUCAAGCCUAUUAGUAAUGCAGACUUCAUCGUGCCUGUGGAGAUAGAGGGGACCACACACCAGGUGUAUGUACUGAAGAGGCCGUACGUGGAUGAGUUCCUGCAGAGAAUGGGAGAGUUGUUUGAAUGUGUGCUGUUUACAGCCAGUCUCGCUAAGUAUGCAGACCCAGUGACGGACCUGCUGGACCAGUGCGGUGUUUUCCGAGCCCGGUUGUUCCGGGAGUCUUGUGUAUUCCACCAGGGCUGCUACGUGAAAGAUUUGAGUCGCCUGGGCAGAGAUCUGCACAAAACUAUUAUCCUCGAUAACUCUCCUGCUUCCUACAUCUUCCACCCUAAUAAUGCUGUUCCUGUGGUGUCAUGGUUUGAUGAUGCGGAAGAUGCUGAGCUGCUCAACCUUCUGCCUGUGUUUGAAGAACUUAGUCAAGCUGAUGACGUUUACACCCGGCUGGACCAGCUCCGUGGACAAGGGCCCUGCUCAGCUCCUCUUAGAGUUCUGCUGUGAAACCUCUUCAGCUACAAUAAUACUGUAUAUUGUCAAUAGAUAUAGAUAGAUAAUAGUCUCCAGAUGCUGUUCUCCUAGCCUCUGCACAAAAGUCUCUGUUUAGAAACUUGUAUUAGCGUGGGGUUAAGGAAAUUCCAAGCCUGGAAAACCCAGGCUCAAACAGAACUAUAGAUCAGAAUCUGAGGCUUUUCCUCUGAGCUUCAGUACCAACAAUAUUGACACCAGCUGUUUGGAAGUACUAUGUGAAAGAGUGGGAAACAACAAGCAAAGCAGUCCCAUCGCAAUCACUCCAGUUAGUAUGAAUAAUAAAGUAUAAAGUUCUUUUGCCAAAGCAGAAGCCUGUCUGCCCUGACUUGACUUUUGGACAUAGUUUUUGUUUUCAUUUUUAUUUUAUCAUUGUGCCUUUAAGGAACAACAAAAAAACAUCAGCUCUUUUUUAAAAUUUUCACCAGAUUUUAUACAUGUACUGAUUUGUUUUUCUAAGUUGUUUUAUAAGGAAAUCUAUUUUUAAAACAGUGAACAUGGUUCUUCUAUGCAACCCAGUUCUGUAAUUACAUGGACAGUACCUCUUAGGCAGCCAGUCAAUAAUUGCAUUCAGUAGAAGUAAACAUUACUGUAGCCUUACAGAUGAGCAGUAUGACAGUAUAUAUUACUCAUUUGUACGAUAAACAUAAUUUCUACAAAAUAUGCUAAUAGAUGUCAGUAAUGGUCAGAUUGCUAUUUGAUAUUAUUGGUUAUAGCCAAAGUUGAGUAAAUGGGGCGAAAACUUGUCUUUGUUGGUCCACUGAAAGCAGACACACUGGAAUAUGUUGGCACAUAGGACCACGCCGUAAACGCCACAGUUUUCAGUCAAAGGUUUAGUAAUAGUUUGUUACUGGUUUUUUUCUAAUUACUGUGUGACAAACAACUUGCACGUGUUUUGUAUCAACAGUGCUCAAAGUAAAACCCGUGCCUUUGAAAUCCAGACAGAGAAUGGUGAUUUGUAGGCUUACACACGCUGAUGUGUCAUGCUGAGUGUGAGAAAACUGUCGAGAGUAAGUGUAAUGCCAUGUGGCUGUGGUAUUUGCAGUGCAACACUUGAAAGUAUCAAUUUUUUAACAUAUGAGUGUUUUUUCUAUAUUUAUUGGCCAAAAACCGGCAUUGUCCUGUACGUCUUCUUGCUUACCAUUUUAUAAUGACAUCCAUCAGCCUACUUUGAAGCUGGCCUUUUGUUUGCUGCACAGCUUUUGGAUGAUGGUUAAAUCAACAAAUACAUGUAUAAUAAAUGUACAAUCAUUCAAUCAUGCAAAAACAUUUUUUUAAUUUUACCUUGAUUACAGAUAGAGAUAUUUUUUGGGACUAUGUUUCCUGGGUAAUGUACUUUGAUGUUUGUCUGAUGCAACUGUUGCCUGUUAAACUAGUAAAAUAUGACAAUGAAAAUGUACCAUUUGUGAUGACCUAAAGUAUUUGUCCAGUCACAGUUGGCCUUUGUGUAUCAGAAAAAAAAAUCUAAACUCAUUUUCUCUACCAGAUUGACCAAAACUCUAAAAGACAAGGUGCUAUCAAUUUUUAUUUAAAA
Monopterus albus (swamp eel) is the source of this 3120-nucleotide messenger RNA. RefSeq names its product CTD (carboxy-terminal domain, RNA polymerase II, polypeptide A) small phosphatase 2 (gene ctdsp2). The coding region runs from base 744 to 1562 and encodes 272 amino acids. Gene Ontology annotation, molecular function: RNA polymerase II CTD heptapeptide repeat phosphatase activity. The record is from RefSeq and is a predicted model, not a curated record. The transcript is spliced from 7 exons. Lineage: Eukaryota; Metazoa; Chordata; Actinopteri; Synbranchiformes; Synbranchidae.